Molecule: messenger RNA, 7567 nt
Organism: Lineus longissimus
Lineage: Eukaryota; Metazoa; Nemertea; Pilidiophora; Heteronemertea; Lineidae
Product: potassium voltage-gated channel subfamily H member 8-like
Exons: 19
Coding region: 395-3877 (1160 amino acids)
Biological process (GO): potassium ion transmembrane transport; regulation of membrane potential
Cellular component (GO): plasma membrane
Molecular function (GO): voltage-gated potassium channel activity
Source: RefSeq, a predicted model, not a curated record
GUCUAUGAAGUUCAGGGUAGCAGUUCUUAAUGUUCUCGUGCCCUUUUCAACCUAUCCACUGACUUGAGCCUCGGAUGACAUCAGCAGAAACUGGAGGAGAUAGGAUGAAGUUACAAUUGUAUUGAUAUAACGUUGCAUUGAUGAUAAUGACAGGAGUGGCGCUAAUCAUCAUUGGCUCUUAAAAUACCGGACAAGAGUCGAGGUUACGAUACAAAGUUGUGGCUGAGACGGUUAUGUGUGGUUUUCAAUAGACGUUUUGCUGCUUGAACCAGUGAAAUAGUUGGGACGGAUUAGUGUUAGUCACCGUCAUGGCUGUUGACUUUAACUUCAGAUAAGGACAGUUAGAUCAGUUUGAAAGGCAUAUGGAUUAAAGUGAUCGUGGAAGACUAGAACUAUGAGUAUUGACAAGCUAAUCAACCAGGGGAAGUAUAGCAACUUUGUCCUUGGCAAUGCACAAGCAAAAGGCUACCCGAUCGUCUACUGCUCAGAUGGGUUCUGUGAACUCACAGGCUUCCCGCGGGCCCAGGUUAUGUCCAAGAGCUGCGCGUGUAACUUUUUAUACGGGACCGACACGGACAGCGAAGAGAAGACGAAAAUUGAAGAUGCGUUGGAUGCAUUAUCAGAACUUAAAACAGAGCUCAUAUUCUACAGGAAAAAUGGUAGUCCGUUCUGGUGUCUCCUUGACAUUGUGCCCAUCAAGAAUGAGAAAGGACAAGUUGUCUUAUUCCUCGCUUCCCAUAAAGACAUCACACGAGACAAAGUGGGCGAUUUCAGUGGAGACAGUCCGACAGCUUCAGAAACGCCCACACCAGUAUCACCGGGGCCACCUGGCAUCGUUACAGAUCUGCACUUUGACCUACCGGAUGAGCUGAAAGGAGAAGGAAUGACCCCUAAUGGUGACUUCAAGUACCACCGACGACGGAGUCGCGCCGUGUUGUAUCAUCUCUCAGGGCAGUUUGAUAAACAGAGCAAGAGUAAGCUACAGUUGAAUAAAAUCCAGAACCUGUCGGGCAAGAACACACUUCCAGAAUACAAAGUACAAGAUGCUCGCAAUCAAAAAUCACACUUCAUCCUCUUGCAUUAUGGGAUAUUCAAGAUCGGCUGGGAUUGGUUGAUUCUUCUGUGUACAUUCUAUAUUGCUGUCGUCGUGCCAUAUAACGCUGCGUUCCUUCAGAACGACAAGAAAGAGUUACUUGUUCCCGAUGUGACUGUAGAGGUGCUUUUUAUCAUUGAUGCAAUUAUAGAAUUUGCCUUUAUCUUUGACAUUAUAUUCAACUUUCGGACGACGUACGUAAGUCGGGGUGGUCAGGUGGUGUACGACCCAAAGCUUAUAGCCCUAAACUAUAUAAAAGGCUGGUUCCUAUUGGAUCUGCUGGCAGCAAUACCCUUCGAUCUUUUCUAUGCAUUCCAAGUGGGAGAUGCUUUAAUGCAGGGACCCGAGAAAAAAAUCCAUCUCCUAAAGUUAGCGAGGAUGUUACGACUUGCUCGGUUACUGCAAAAAAUCGACCGUUAUUCCCAAUAUAGUGCGGUGGUUCUCGCACUGCUCAUGUCUACAUUUGGCCUUAUUGCUCAUUGGUUGGCCUGCAUAUGGUAUGUGAUAGGAAUCGAGGAGAUCGGCCAGAACCCGCCAUCUUGGAAAAUAGGAUGGAUUAACGAUCUGGCAGAAAAAUUAAAUUUACAGUCAGACUUUGACAAUGUGACGAACUUUCCUCCGAUAGAGAGUUGUUACUUAACCGCCCUCUAUUUUACAUGUAGUAGUUUAACCAGUGUCGGAUUCGGUAAUGUCUCAGCGAAUACGAACGUGGAAAAAAUCUUCUCCAUCUGUGCAAUGUUAGUAGGAGCCCUCAUGCAUGCUGUAGUAUUUGGAAACGUAACGGCCAUCAUUCAGAGAAUGUACGCACGACGGGCAUCGUAUCAGUCUAAGACACGUGAUCUCAAAGACUUCACACGUGUUCAUCACAUUCCUAAACCACUGAAACAGAGGAUGCAGGAGUUUUUCCAGACGAUGUGGUCGAUAAACCAUGGUAUUGAUACCUCAGAGAUCCUUCGUGACUUUCCAGAAGAGCUGAAGGGCGACAUCGCAAUCCACCUCAACCGGGAAAUCCUCGCCUUACAAUUGUUUGAAGCGUGCAGUCAGGGAUGUUUGAAGCUACUCGCACAGGAGAUCAAAACAACAUUCUGUGCGCCGGGAGAGUACCUCGUCCACAAGGGCGACGUACUACAGUAUAUAUACUUUGUUUGUAGUGGGUCCAUGGAGAUUUGGAAGGACGAUACUGUGGUAGCUAUUCUUGGAAAAGGUGACCUCUUUGGGACGGAUAUCAACACGAAUAUGUUAAAAGAACAUUUUAACUUGCGAUCGAGCUGUGAUGUGAAGUCGCUAACCUACUGUGAUCUACAAUGCAUCUUCCUGAAAGGACUCAUUCCUGUGCUCGAUUUAUAUCCGGAAUUUGGAGAAAAGUUCUGUGAGGAUAUUCAGCACGAUCUGACGUAUAAUAUGAGAGAAGGUUUUGAGGAGGAGGAGGAGGAGCAAAUGGAAAUCCAUCCUGCAAUCACGUUACCAUCGAUAUCAGAAGACGACGAGGAAGAAGACGAAAGUGACGAAGACGGUGAGACGUCUCCGCUGGCGUCGCCCGAUAUCAAUAAAAACACCACCACCACAAAUGUAAAUACAGAAAAUGUGUCAACUGCUCGGUCAUUUUUGGAUAAAUCUAAAAUGGACGCCACCAUUAACCCUCUCAAACCUGAGUUUCCUUCCCGCAAUCAGUAUUCACCGCUCAAAGGUAGUUCACGUCUUCCUAGCAAAAACAGCAAGACUCCAAGUCGCAGAUGGGCUCAGGGAGGUUUCCCUGUUGACCAAAAAAAAUAUGAGAAAUACUUUCCGAUGAAGAGAUUGGAACCAUUCCAUGAAACGUACGAUGGUAUAUACACACGACGUCGAAGCUUUGAACUUUCCAAGAAACCUGGGGUCCACCCCUCGUGUCGGCGGACCCCGCUUAGUAGUGUGGCAGAGCCCCCUACUGGCUUUCUCCGACCUUGUCAUACUGCUCCGUCACUUAAUAUUCCAGGCAGUAAAUCCCCCGCUCAUUCCGCCUCUAGUGAAUCCAUUCCUACUGCUGUGCUCCACCAAGACCUGGAACAAACAAAAGAAAACAUUAGUCGCCUUGACAACCAAGUUGCGACCUUGACCAAUGAUAUUGGUUCAUUGACAACGGACGUUAAAACGAUGUUGAAAUUACUAAAUGGAUUAGCUGGGAAUAGUCCGCAUUUGGAGUCACCGAGUACAUCGCAGAGUUCUCCGCAUAGUACGCCGCCUAGUGACGCAGGAAGUGAGAGACCAUCGUUCUUCUUCGGACCUUGUUUGGAUGCUGAGGUGAGCUGUGGCACCGGCGCGAUAACUAAAAAAGCACAAUCGCCUCAACGGCAGGCAUCAGGAAAAUCUCGUACAAAGUUAGAGAAAAUGAACAGCGCCCCCUUGCCAAGUAUGAGUGGAAAUCCUCCGCAUAAUGACUUGUUGUUGAGUCAUGAGAAGUGUACCGCACCACGAUCUGCAACCGACUCUGCCUUGUUCAAAGCGAUUAACCCCUUGAGUGUUAAGGACACUCCUCUGAGCCGAGGUGCGAGUGGAGAUUCGACUUCCUUGGCAACACCGUUGUCACUGUUUGAAGUUGAGACUUCUCCACCGAGUACAAACUCUACAAGUACAGGUAUCGUGUCUCCUGAUGCACCCACUUCGGCGUCAUCAGGAAAUGCUAACACUGGGAAUUCCCGGUUUAGUUUCUUUCCGCGGCGAUUUAGCAAUCGGCGGCGGAGUUCGCAAACGUCAACUCAAGGUACGGACGUCGAGGCACCGGCGAAUUUACAAUCUUCUGAGCUGUGAUUGGUUGCUCAUAUGUUAUGGUAAUGAGGUGUUUUAGUUGCACAAUUCUUUUAACAACGCAUUUAAAGGGACAAUGGUCUGUCAUUAUCUAUCAUGUAAAGGGAUCGAGACAAUGUUCUGUCAUUAUCUAUUAUUUAAAGGGACAAUGGUCGGUCGUUAUCUAUCAUUUAAAGGGACAAUGGUCUGUCUAUAUCAUCGGAGAGCUGGUUACCACCAAUAAUAUUGCAUAACUUGAAACUCAAGUUUCAGAUUGGUGAAAUUGCUACAUAUGGUCACUCUGUGUGUAUGGUAGUAUACUACAGUACUGAUCAAAAAAAUAUCCUGCUUGCCCAUAACAAAAUAAUCUACAAAUGCACUCAAUUGGGUUGGAGGUAUGUAUUGAAAGUGUUCACAAGCAUCUAUAUCAGAAAUGUGCUUUGCACACGGUUGUUUAAAUUUAAGUGGGAUAUUUCUUCUGAUCAGUACUGGACUUUGUAAAUAGGUUUAAAUCAUGACAAAAUUCCCAUUCCGGCCUUCAGAUUUUUCAUGAAACUUAAGGAGUCAAAAUGUACCAAUAUUUUUUGAAUUUUUUUGUGAUAUCUGCUUAGAAUUCCAAAGUGUUUGCUAAUUUUAGAUGAUUUGCAAAUACUCAAUGGUAGUAAAAAUGACGGUUGGUCCUCAAUGUCUUGGAAGGGACAUGGUGUAACACUGUGCUGCUCAGUUAAUGUUAUUUUCAUGUGGGCAAUGUUCAGUGUUGGAAGUGGGGCUAGGUUCAGUGUUGGGAGUUGGGCUCUCAGUGUUCAGUGUUGGGAGUUGGGCAAUGUGCAGUGUGCUCUAAUGUACAGUUUUAUAUCUUCCCAUUGCAUUUACCAUGUUUUUUGUUCGAUCUCUUCAUAUAUACCAUAGAUUUACAAUCAGUUCUCGAAUCAUGUGCAAUAUGAGUGAAUCUCUAGUCAAAUAGGUCAUUAAAGGAAGAUUAUAUCCACGGGGAGUUGCAUCUCUCUGCAGAGGGUCUGAAAGGGGCGCCUAUAAGUCUACCGCUAACCCUGUGCUUGUCUCUUGUUUAUGUACAUUUUCUGAUGCAUCCAAAGCCUAGUUUCUGUACAGGAAUGCUUCAGACCAGACUGGUGGUGGGCAGGCAUUAUCUAAGGACACGCCUCAUUAAAUCAGUUCUGAAGUACAUGUAUAUGACUUGCUUGAGUCUGGUGUUGGGUCAAUUAUAGUCCAAGCUAUUAUAAGGUGUCAAGAUGUUACAGACUAGGGGUACUAUGUAUUCAUUCAUUCUUCUUUUUAAAUACAAUCAAAGCUUGGCAUUUUGGUUUUUGAUUUACUAUUUAUAUGGAAAAUGUAAUAUAUUGGCAAGAAAAUGCAUAAAUAUUUGUGUUUAGCGAAAGGUGUACAUGUUUCAUUUCUCUGUGUACAUUCUGUGUAUAAUAUGAAGUGUGUACAGAGCCCAUGCUUCUCUCUGUGUAUAUAUUGGACAUAUACAAGGAAGAUUUUUUAUUUUUCAAUAUUUUGUACAUAUGAGCUAAGCUAAAUAUAUUGGCAAAUCUAUAUAUAUACAUAUGACAUAUGACAUAUGACAUAUGACAUAUGACAUAUGACAUAUGACAUAAUUCUUAAAAUUCUCAAUAGGAAAUCUUUGUUUAAAAACAAGGUUCUAAAUGUGAAUUGUGAUUUUAGUUUAGUGUAUAUAUCUCAGUCAUUUUACCACUAUUCAUGAGAUAGGAAACUGUACAGGUGAUUUAUAUGUAAAUUCGGAUGAUUUAUGUUAAUUCUGUAAUUAUUUAUAUGUAAAUCAUGUUAACAUACAGUGUGCGCUCUGUUAAAUGAGUUAUGGGCCAUCCUAUUUCAUAAUCAUGAUCCGUAAAACCAAAGUGGUUACUUGCUAUAACUGUUGAAAGGUAAAAAGGCCCAAGCUCACAUAACUAUAAACAGUAGAAACAGCUUCAUGUCAAGAUAUUGGGAACUUUCAGUCAAACUAUCAUUAAUGCAACUUUCAAUACAUGUCUUAUACUCCCCCUCCUCGACCAAAAUGAGUACUGGCAAAGUCAUGGUCGCUGAAAAUACUAUGGUAUUGUAUGGUUGAUGCCACACUUUACAUGUCACAGUGUUUAAAAUACUUUUGCUAUUGUAAGGUGUGUGAAUUCAUGUCAGUAUUAUUACACGGAUUAUUGUAACUCAGGUGUCUCAAAAAUAUAUAUCUCUGUUUUCAAAAUAUUUGUCUCUGGCAAAUAUUCAGAUUAAAGCUUAAUUCACAAGUAGCAAAAGUAUUCUAGCACCAGGAGAGUUGAGACAGGUAAUGUCAACAUGGGGGCAAGCUAGACCCUGCCAUUGUUCUCCAUUCACAAUUGAGUCUCUUUUCCUAAUCUGAUCAGUGCCCUUCGUGGUGUGACAUAUGAUUGUGGGAAAACAAAAUGGCUGACAUUAUUAUGGGGUCAGCCCACUGUGGCAAGUAACAGGAUUGUGGUUGGUUAAAAGCUAAACAGCUUGUUGAUUGUGUCGAGAGAAGUGCCUGUUGAUGGGAGGCCCGGGGAAUGUUAGGUUGUUCCGAUAUGGAAUAUGAUAUUCGUACAUUGCUCACUAUUUUUGCAUUUAUCUUUGUUUUAUCGAAUUUCUUUAUAAGAAACUUGAUGUAUUUAUGAUUCUUUGUUAAUAGCUUUCCAUUCCUCCGCUUGAUGGUCAGGAACCAUGUGUUGUGUAUGGUGUCUUGAGACUGUUUCCACAUUGCCAAAUGUCACGCUUGUGUGGGGUGAUUCACUCGCAACCCUGAAGACCCAUGCUAGGAAAAUCCCAGGUUUGCAAGUGGUUAUUGGGGUGCUGAAGGCUGUGACACCAAGCAUACCAGCAGAGGUAUUGGGAGCCUCGUUUUUGCCACGGGUUGUAUACACCCAAUUUGAUAUCUUAGUUCAAAAUGGCAUGGGUCACGUUCCAGAACAAAUCAACCAGCAUGAGUACCCAGGGUAUUGAUGUGUUUCAUCCCCCACAGUUUAAAGAUUUGAAUUACAUACAUGUCGAGCAAGUUGACUUGUAAAAUCACUCAAUUUGACAUGGUUUAUAUUUUUACCCAUUUCGUGAUGUUGCUAUGAUCACUAAAGUUUGUAAACCCUUGAAUAAGAACCAAGUUCUUUGAUGGUAUUCUGUCACAAACCAACCUUCUCAAUGCCAAUGCCUAAACUUUGGACUGUAGUUAAGACACACUAUGACAAAAAUGCCGAAUACAUUGCAGCUAAAAUAGGUGAUUUUACAGUACUUGAAGUUCAGGGUAAUAGUUACUGUGUUGACACUAUUGAGCUUGUUGUGGUGGGUCUGUUACACAUAGGCCUAUUACAUGUUAAUCGAUGUGCAGGCCCCUUGUGCAAGCCCCCCCCCCUCAACCUGGUUUAUAGCACCAACACAGCAGUGUCUUCAGUGUGAACUGUGAAUUCUUGUCAAACGCAGACUUAAACCAUAAAAAUGUCACCUGUAAUGGUUUAACCAUUAAACUAAAGCAGCAAGUGCAGUCUAAAUCAUGUCACCGAUCGUAAAUUAGCCGGUUGCAAACAUGUCACAGUUCACAAUCUAGGCUUCAUCUCGUAUCAAGGUUAUGGUAUCUUCAGCCUGUUGUUCUCAUGUUCCUCCAUGUUUAUUCCCAUCUUAUUACAUUGUAUUUCUACACAAUAUUAUCAAAUCAACUGUUUUUAUCCAAAAUAAAACUUGUAAGGAGACAAA